Messenger RNA from Schizophyllum commune H4-8, 1449 nucleotides. Its product is annotated as PLP-dependent transferase. The transcript is spliced from 6 exons. The record is from RefSeq and is a predicted model, not a curated record. Gene Ontology annotation, molecular function: molybdenum cofactor sulfurtransferase activity. NCBI's taxonomy places the organism in Eukaryota, Fungi, Basidiomycota, Agaricomycetes, Agaricales, Schizophyllaceae. The coding region runs from base 1 to 1449 and encodes 482 amino acids. Gene Ontology annotation, biological process: molybdopterin cofactor metabolic process.
AUGCUCAUCCCAGCCUCCAUGAAGGCUGCGGCGUGGCCUACCGACGAUUCCUCGCAGACAAUCCCGGUAAGCAACCUUGCACUCGAAUAUUGCGCCACAUUUGCCAUCGACGAACUCCGUCGUACCGACUACAGGCGUUUAACGGCCUCUGGGGAGACCUAUGUGGACUGGAUGGGUGGCGCGCUUUACCCGGAACGCCUGGUACAUGCACAUGCCGAUUUCCUGUGCAGCCGUGUGCUUGCGAAUACGCACUCGCACAGCAAUCCCUCUGCACUGUCUCACGAAUGUGCAAAUGCAGCCCGCGCAGCCGUCCUACAGUUCUUCGAUGCGUCGCCGGAGGAAUACACCGUCAUAUUUACGCCCAAUGCGUCCGGCGCUCUCAAGCUCGUUGGAGAGGCGUACCCUUUCACGGAUGACAGCGCUUUUGUUCUCGGCGCAGACUCGCACAACAGCGUCAACGGUAUACGGUGCUUUGCAGCAGCCAAAGGUGCAUCCGUGGGAUACAUACCUACAACGCCUCAAGGAGGUUUCGAACCGCAACAGGCUGAGGCCGUCCUCAACAAGUACAGACCAUCGCCAGGUCGCUCCGCGCUUUUUGCGCUCACGGCGCAAUCGAACAUCUCAAACAGCAAGGCACCACUCGCGCUCGUCGAUGCCGCCUAUACCCUCGGUUACGAUGUCCUCCUCGACGCCGCAGCACUCGCGCCGACGUCACCCCUCUCACUAACCGCACAACCUGCAAUAGGCGCCCUCGCGAUCUCAUUCUACAAGAUGUUCGGUUACCCAACUGGCGUUGGCGCGCUCGUGAUACGACGUGAUCUGCUCCAACGACUUCAGCGACCUUGGUUUGCGGGAGGCACAGUGGAUCUGGUCCAGGUACCUGGCAAUAAUGUGACGCCCGCGUGCGAGUUAUACGAACAAUUCGAGGAUGGUACCAUCAACUAUACGUCUUUAGCCGCGGUCCCAGCCGGUCUGCGAUUACUAGCGGCCUAUCAGCCUCUGCUUCCGCUACGGCUAACUUGUCUGCUUCGCUAUAUGAUCAGCGAACUUCAGCAACUUCGUUACAAGGAUACAGACUCCGCAUUUGUUCGUAUCUUGUCGCGCAUACCGAUGGCAGCGGGCGAGGCAGGAGCGACGGCCUCGAUUGAGUUCCUUGGGGAGAACGGGAUACCGAUUUCACCUUUGCUCGUCGAACAGUCCGCCGCGCGUGCAGGCAUCGCACUUCGUACCGGGUGCGCUUGCAAUCCGGGCGGAGCGGCCGCCCUCCUCGGCAUCACAGCCGACAUGGCAGCCCUCCCGCCGGGUGCGACACACGCAACUUUCGAGGACGCGGUCGGUCGCGCGCUCGGCGUCGUCCGCAUAAGCCUCGGAUUGGUGAGCAACUUCGAGGACGUGUGGCGCGUAGUGCAGUGGGCGUCGAAUGUGGCGCAGAAUGGGAUUGACCGAUGA